This is a messenger RNA of Bombyx mori (domestic silkworm), 3432 nucleotides long. RefSeq lists its product as uncharacterized. The transcript is spliced from 4 exons. The coding region runs from base 839 to 2014 and encodes 391 amino acids. The record is from RefSeq and is a predicted model, not a curated record. Lineage: Eukaryota; Metazoa; Arthropoda; Insecta; Lepidoptera; Bombycidae.
AUAAAUAAUAGUUUAAAAUAACUAACAAAAUACGCUUUGAUAGAAAAUCCAACACGUGAAGCAAAAACUGUGUACCCCUUUUUACACAAAUUGCGCUAACGGAGGAGUAUGAAAUUUUCCACUCUUAUAGAGAAUAUAGAAUAGAAGUGCAGAAUGCUAAUAUUUCAAAAAAAUUAUGGAUUAAGAUACAUUAAAUCAAUAAAGAAUACAUUACACACACUACCAUGUAUUUGACACACAGACACGCAUAUUAUAUACUCUUUGUUUAUUGUCAAACUUUUGUUAUUGCUUAAAGUCUGUAGUCAGAUUGAGAAUAGGUCAAUAUUGUUUAUUUUUAAUAUUACGAGUAUUUGUCUAUAGUGUAGUCUUGGCGAAAUCUAUAACAAUAAAACCAUAUUAAUGUUGAAACUUAUAAUUUCAAUUAAUUAUUGUCGAAUUUCGACUACUGUGGGACUACUAGUUUUGAUAAUAUCCUGAAAAGCAGCUCACGAUUUUUACAAUAAAAUAUUUUUUUCUUACACUAUUUUUAAUUCAAAUUUGUUAAAAUUUAUUUUCUAUUUUUUGAGUUGGAUUUUCUAUAAAAGAGUAUUUAGUUAGUUUUUUUAAACUAUUAUUUAUUUAUUUUUCUUUAAAAUACACGAAAACAAAUCGCAUGUUUACAUAAUUACGGUCCUGAAUUUCCUUGUCAACUUCAUUAAUGCAUUCGUGAACUUAUCAAUGAUCAUUACGAAUUCAUAUUAUUAAUGAGACUAAUUUAAAGUUAAAUCGCGAAUGGCUGGCUUUAUCGAUAAGCGAAACACGCGAAAGCUACGGUAGGCGGGAAGCCGGCAGACGCCGUAUGGCCGACCGCGGCAAACAUCGCGUCGCGCCCGUCCCGGCGCCGGCCCGUAAGCAGUACGCGUACGUGCCGUGCCCGAGGUCCGAGGAGGUCGGCACGGAGUUCGCGCUCCAACUCCUCAAGAACUACCACGAUGAACCAGAGACGCCAAGGAAAAUCGUACAUGAACGAUGUGGUCCAGUUCUCGGUGGAGGCACCGGGCCGGAACCAGAACCCCCACAGCCCCUGGUCACGCGGGAGCCGACAGUGUCGCUCAUGCGGUGGGACCGGCCUACACCAGCUACGACCGAGCGACGACGCACCGAGCCCGUCUCCCUGGCCACUCUGGAGAAAGACUGCUUCGUCAUACCAGCGCACGCUCUUGACCGGUUCCUGCCAGAGGGUGUACCGCUCCCGAUGCCGGCUCCUACACCAGAAAAAGGCAUGACAACAAAGUCUGGCCAGAGCUCAUUAAGCAUAUUAGAGAUAGCCGACCCCAAACUUUGCAUAUUGGCUCACUUAAUGAGCCCUUUGGAGCCAAUAGAACCGAUAUUAGAAUCGCCGCUUACCAAACCUUUGAUCAAACAGAAAAUUGCUGCAGCAGAACUCUUGAGCGAAGUUGCCCAAGCCAACACGGCUGUGGGCGGUAUGCUAUUGGCCAAUAUGGAGAAAAACGCAGAAUUCCCUUUUAUAGCUUACUACGUAAUUAACACAACGCAGACUGACCCGUUAUUGUUUUACAACAAUAUGAGAUCUGCUUCUUUGACCAAGUUCGAUCCAAAGACAAUUAGAUAUUCGGCAGCUCACACGUUAGACCUCUACAGUGAAGUCGCAAUGAUAUGUCGGCCGCCAUUCACGGAUCUAGCCGGUGGACCAAAGAAAUCACAGACCUCUACAACUGGAUUUAUCAUUAGUGUUUAUAAGGUAUUCGAAGGCGAUGACGGGGAACGCUUCGAACGCAACUGGCUUUACUGGACCGGUGCUCGCAUGCUCUACCGACACCUCCCGAACACCGUUGGAAUGCGAAAGAUCGCUCUCCACAAAUCAGUGGCCGCACACGGAGACAAAAUGUACCUAUUGGUUUGCGAGUGUGCCAACUUGUUAGACGACUUGUCGGGUGCUGCGAUGCUUAUAACUGCUUUAAGGGCGCGACUGUGCGGAUACACCGGUCUUUACAGGCCCAUACAGACUUUCUAGUAGAAGGGUCAGGCCUCUGUGGCCUGAGAUGUGUUCUAUUAAGAGACACGAAGAGUGCAAUUUAAUGAGAUCAAUUAUAAAAUAUAAAAUUGAACGACAACAUGAAAAAAUGCGUUUCGCUCGUAACAAGUCUCUAAAUAAACAUGGACAUAAAUUGGACCAAAAUAAAUAAUAAAAUAUUUGAAACGUAUUUGAAGAACGUACCUACGUAAGGGAACUCGUGUUCUCCGCUUAGAUUUACUUAUAGUGUAUACGUCAAAGAACCAGUAUACCUAUUCACAAUAAUAGUGUAAAGGUUGAACUAAGUCAGAGCUGUUGAAGUUAAAUCAGUGCCUAUACAAGAGUACCACGAUGCUUAAGAGUAUGUGGCGUAAUGAAAUCAACAUUUUCAUCAGCCAUGUGCGAAUAAGUUAGAUCAGUUAGACGGUGGUGUCAUUCGUAACGGUUUCAAUAGACAAUAAAUACCGCAUGUAGCUCAGCUGUGCGAGAAUCCGUACUCUUUUCAGCUGUGCGAAAGUUAGAUAGGGUUCCUAUCACACAUCUUUUUUAUUUUUAUUUAACAUAAACUCGCUUUCUAGCCGCCUUUUCCUCGCAUCUCUGGUUAAAACGCCAUCUUAACUUUAGGAUUUGACAAAUAAUUUAUUUAAGCGCGUUUAAAUCAUUGUCAAAUCCAUGAGCAUGAUUGAUUUUUCUCAAACGCCCAACGCAAAGGGUUAUUUCAAUUUCAAUUCAAUAAAAUGAUUCAAUUAAUUCGUUCUCUUUUUCAAUGUAUACAAAAUUCUAAUUCAGUGUACCCACUUUGUCAGCACCUAUGAGUAUUGUUAUCUGCAUCAAAAAAUGUGAACGAUUAAUUUAGAGAACCACCAAUUCAAUAAGUACUUUUGAUAUAAUCAAAUCUAACCAUAUAAAUUCGGUUAUGUCUUCCAUGAAUUUAAUAGAGUUAUAGCUUUGUAAAAAGUUUAAUUUAUUCAUUUUUAGCAUAUCUCUAAACAUAUCGAAAUUUUCAUUCUAAAUUAACACGUUAAGUAAUAAAACACAACCUGUAUUGUUUAAAAUAGAUAAAUUUUGAAUUUAUUACAAUCAUUUAUAAUUUAUUACACCUUUUUAUAUUUUUUACUGACUACGAUUACUCGACCAUUUACCCUGCCUUGUACACUUACAAAAUACUUAACAAUUCAAUCUACCAUCAUUACACGAUUAACUAUACAAUAAUCAUAAAUUGACAGAAACAAGUAAUAUCACUCUUCAUGCUCCCUCCAAACAGUCUAAAUAUCAUUCAACGCGUUCAAUUUUGCCAAAUAAUAUUUAAAAAAAACUAGUGAAUAGUAAAACGGUUCAUUGUGAAAUUCGCUUAUGACUUUUAUAGAAAGCUUUACGCUCAUUAUUUAUUUAAAAAUUAUUAUAUAUUUGUACAUUUC